Messenger RNA from Trichomycterus rosablanca, 3554 nucleotides. RefSeq lists its product as uncharacterized. Gene Ontology annotation, molecular function: RNA polymerase II cis-regulatory region sequence-specific DNA binding; DNA-binding transcription repressor activity, RNA polymerase II-specific. The record is from RefSeq and is a predicted model, not a curated record. The transcript has 3 exons. Bases 253 to 1836 code for a protein of 527 amino acids. NCBI's taxonomy places the organism in Eukaryota, Metazoa, Chordata, Actinopteri, Siluriformes, Trichomycteridae. Gene Ontology annotation, biological process: regulation of transcription by RNA polymerase II. Gene Ontology annotation, cellular component: nucleoplasm.
CAAAGUCUGAAAACAACGUCCCUUCAUUUCUACUCUACACCAAUCUGAGGAUUAACAGAUAGAUGGAUAGAUAGUUUGUGUGUAUCUUGGAUAUGCAGAGGAGUGUGUGUGUUUUAGAUCAGCAACCUCCUGAUUUCUUGCUGACCAAACCAAUCCAAGGCGACUUAAUUUCUGAGGAAGCAGUGCUUCCACAGUAGCAUCAAGUUUCUCCCAAACGUAAGGACGGAAGUCGUCAGGCUGGAGUGUGUUUUGAUGGCCGAGUCAGAGACUGAAUGUGACACACCAGGCCUAGAUACGCUUGGGUCUGAGUGUGUCAUUACCCACACACAAGUGGGUGACUUGCAUUAUGGAGCAGAGACUGAAAUUAUGACCCAAGAGGAUAAACGGCUUGACCUGGAAGCCAUUCACAGUGACCUGGGAGCUGUAGCUUGUGUUGAUGCUGUAACGGAGACGGACCAUGAUUACACCAAAUCUGAGGUGCAUCAUGACCCGCAGUACUUUGGAGGCGCAGACAUAAAAGGCAACGAGUCCCUGCUUGGUGAAGUACUGCUGAAAACCGAAAUGGGUGGCGUUGGUGCAGAGCAUGUGGUCAAGGAUGAGUCAGACCAUGGCGGAGAGCUGACAGUGGAGUCAGAGAAUGGCAUAAUCAUCCACGAAGGCCAGGGUCUGCAGUGCAACGAGUGUGGUGAGAUAUUUAGCAACAUACCCGACCUGCACCAACACUUUGAAAUUCAUAAAGCAACCAAUCCCUACAUCUGCAUUCAUUGUGGCGAGAGUUUUGCCAUUGAAGCCAGUCUGAGAGGGCACAUGAGAAUACACAUGAAAGAGAAGAGUUAUCUUACUGGUGUGGAGAUGGUUGGUAAAGGAGUCAUUGAUGCGUUCAACCUGAAACCACACCAGAUGAUGCACUCUCCUGAAAAACCACACAGAUGCUCAGAAUGUGGAAAGAGCUUUGCAGCUGCUAUCACACUCAGAGAGCACAUGAAAAUGCAUUCUGAUGACAAACCAUACAAAUGUACCCAGUGCAGGAAGAGUUUUGUCCGUAGACGUCAUCUAAAGAAACAUCAGGAACUUCAUGCCCGCGAGAAGCCGUUUUCUUGCCCUCAGUGUGGGAAGUGCUUUGCUACGGCUUCUAAUUUGAAACAGCAUCAAAAAACCCAUAGCGGUGACAAGCCACACAGAUGCUCCCAGUGCGGCAAGUGUUUUGCUGCAGCAGCAACUUUAAGGGAACACCAGCGGAUCCAUUCUGGCGAGAAACCCUACAAGUGUAACCAGUGCAGGAAGAGCUUUGUGCGGAAACGCCAUCUGAAGAAGCACCAGCUUGUGCACCAGGGUGGUAAACCCUACCGAUGCUCUCAGUGUGACAAGGGUUUUAACCAUUCCUCGUCCCUGUCAAGACACCAUAAAGUCCAUCUAGAGGCUAAACUAUAUGCCCAGCCUGACAAGGAGUUCCCCUUUGAUACACCCAUGAAGAGGGGUAUGCACACUGGUGAAAAGCCUUACAGCUGCAACCACUGUGACAAGAGCUUUAAUCACUCGUCGUCGCUGUCCAGGCACCAGAGAACUCAUUCAGAUGGAAAAACCUACACCUGUGCUCACUGUGGCAAGCGCUUCAACCAUUCCUCUUCUCUCGCAAGGCACCAGCGUGUCCAUUUGGAUGAGAAGGCGGCAGCCACAUACAGUGCGAUCCCCACAGGAAAAGGUUUUCCUCCCACCACUAUUUUGAAACAGAGAAUUCUGCAGACCGAGAAACCGUACAGGUGUUCACAGUGUGGAAAAGGCUUCAACCAUUCUUCCUCACUCUCUAGGCAUCAUAGGAUUCAUAUUGAUCAGUGAUCUCAUCACUGUGGCGGUUACUGUCCUACAGUUUAUUCCUAUUUAGAUCCAGGCCAAACUUAAAACAAUUUAUGUGAAUAAAUUUUUUUGUCUUCAGAAAAAAAAUUUAAAAUCUAAUUCUGAGCUUUCCUACUGAUGGACCUUUAAAAUAUUUACAGCGAAUAAAGUUUGGCUCAGUCCUUUAGCUUUACCCAUGGGAAUUUCAAAAAAGAAACAUUGAGCUGAUACUGACCCUAUAUUAUACGCAUACAAAGCUUGUUUUUAAUUUGACUCCUGUAUAAGAAUGUAGCCAAAACUUGUAUCAAUUUUGUGCUUACUCACCAAGCCAGAAUUUAGAGCCUGUUCAGAGCUUCAUAUUUAAUUGGUGAUCAAGGACCUUGGUAACACCCCCAGUCCAUGUAUCUUUUUACUCGCCCCAUUUUCUUCAUGGGCUCCUCAAAAUUUAUCACUUGUAAAUAAAUGUUGAUAUUUUUUUUUAUAUAUACAUGUGUAUAGGUAAGUGUGUUGUUCUUUUACAUAUUGAGCUUUUGGAUGUGUGAUCUAGUCUGUCUAACCAUCUUUAUUUUGAGAGAAAAAGUGGCUUAGUGCCUAGCACUGGCUUUAGAUGAACUGUUGGCAAAGGUUAAAGUUUUAAGGGGCUGGAGUAGCUCGGGAGCUGUUUGAAUCGUCUGAUGUGUGCUCAGCUCUUCAUGUCAGGUUGUUUAUUCAGCCGGGUUUCAAAACUUUCACUGACAAAACUGUAGUCCAGUUGGAACUGAAAAUUCCUUCAAGCUGUCUUGACCUGAAUAAUGUAAAAAAAAAAAAAAAAAAAAAAAAAAAAAGUACUAAUUGAUAAUUAAAUCAUUGUAAGCAUGAAACUAGUUGUAAUUUGAAUUUAAGCUAGUCUCUAAAUUGAUGCUUUACUGGGUCUUGUUGAUACUCCACUACCUUUUACUAAUGGGGUAUAUCGUGCAUAUUCACAUACAAGCUUAAUCUUUGCCAUUGCUUUACAACUAGAUCAGGCAUCCAUAUAUAUAGCUGUUAGGUAAUUUAUAUUCUGGAUACAUUCAGCAAAUGACUAAAACAGUGUAAGAGAUGUGUAUAAUAUCAAUGCAAAAAAUAUAGCUUGCUCUUAGUUCAGAUUUUCAGAAUUCCGUAAAUAUGCGCUUUCUACCUUAAAGUUCUAUGUGUGGGGGAAAAUCUUUUACAUACUGAUGUAUUUUUUUAAUAUGGUUUGGGUAAUCUAAAAAAAAAAAAGCAAAUGAAAGGAAUAGUGUUUUUACGGGAGUGGACGUUAAUUUCUUUUUCAUCCUCUUGGAUAACAGUUGUGCUUCAACUCGUAGCCUAGGCUUAUUCAUUGUGUUAGUUAGGUGCCUUAUUGCAUGUGAUGUAGAAAUGUAUGUUGAGCUUAAAUAGAAAAAAAUGUUUUGGCUCUUCCUCCUUUUGUUCCUUUACAUACUAACCAUCAUAUAUUACUUUGAUGUUAGUUCAUUUGUUUUGCUUUUCUGUGUACAAACAUAUGUUAAUGCUGUUACUGCUUUCUUUUAAUUUUCCUGUCUGUCAACUGACCUCAUUGUAGAAAAAUCUAGAGGUUUAAAAAAUGGAGGAAAGAAAAAAACACAACAUGCCAUUGAUCCACAUUUUGUUUGCCCUCUUUUAAACAGUCAGAUCUUGUUCCAUGGCUUUACCAAUCCUUGAGUGGCACACAUGGAUAAAUAAAGGUUCUUGACUUCCUGGUA